Messenger RNA from Linum tenue, 2143 nucleotides. The record is from the annotation of a GenBank genome assembly. Lineage: Eukaryota; Viridiplantae; Streptophyta; Magnoliopsida; Malpighiales; Linaceae.
GUUUCAUACCGCAACUCCGCAACGUCGAAUUCAGAGCAGCUGGUGACCGUUGUUUUUCAGCAGCCUCUACUCUUCUGUAUCCUCUCCGGCAACAGAAAGCUAAAAAAGAUCAAGCCAUCAACUUGACCGAAAAAAGUUGCUUCGAAGAAACUUAAAACCAUGCCACAAGAGCUUCCUGGGUUCUACUAUGACGCCGAGAAGAACAGAUAUUUCCCUCUCAAAGGCCCAAUCCCCGGUUCUUCCCGUGCCUCUUCCUCUUCCUCUUCUUCUUCGUAUGCUGCUGAUCGUAAAAACCCUAAACAGAAUACUUCUCAGGCAGACAAAUAUUGCAGGACUCGAGUAAAAACUCAUAGAUUGCUUCAGGGCAGGGAGUUGAAUGGCAAUGUGGUUUCUGUUAGUAAAUCAAAGUACAAUUUUGUCCAAGAAUACCAGAAGGCACAAGCUUCUCAACCGGUGGUUUGGAGGUAUCAAGAGCCUGGCGAGUUGGCGUGUGAUGGUGGUUUGGAUCAGACAAGUUUUUGCAUACAGAAACCCGAUGGUCAAGUUAAUAUGGACAUUCUAGUGGCAGGAGGUAUAAAUGGCUGCUUGAGUGUUAUUGAAGUUGGAAAUGGUGGUCAUCAUCAAUUAAACCGCGUUAUGCCAGAUCGUGUGUGGCCCUCAACAAUAGGAGAUAGAACAAAUAAACCACCUGAACAUGUUCGAAGAUCGUAUUCAAAUUUUUUGAGUUCAAGCAUAUCUUCUGUGAAACUGCUCGGGAGGACUUCUCAUCUGAGUGCUGAUAUAGGUUGUCACAUCCAGCAUGGCCUGUAUCCUAUAUGGACAAAUUUAGGAGCCGCUUUGGUCAAUUUAGAAACAGGAAUCAUAUCAUGGUUGUGCCGAAGUAAAAGUGAUGUUUUGUCCCAGCAGCUUAAUAAGGCGGGAAAUGUCGUUCUAUGUGGACUGCGAAAUGGGGCAAUCUUGUCAGUUGAUACUCGUGAGAAACAAGGUCAUUCUGGUAGACGCAGUCAUAGGGUACAGUCUAUACCAUUGGGCAAUCGUGCUCAACAUCGUGCAUCAUGGUUUAGGGUUGAGGGGAAUAUAGAUCCAGCUACUACGGUUUGCAUGCCCUCAUCUGUUUGCAGUUUAGUCUCACUUCAGCUUUACGACCAAUAUUUCUUGGCCAGUUCGAUGGAUGGAGCGAUCAAGUUAUACGAUCAUCGCUUGACCAACAGAGGUGCUGUACAGGUAUAUGAAGGCCAUGUGAACUCUCAUACACGAUUACAGCUCAAAGUCGACCCCUCUGAGAGGUUUCUUAUGGCAGGUGGAGAGGACUGUCAUCUACGUCUUUGGAGUGUCAAGUCUGGUAAGCUGCUCUUUGAUGAAAAAGUAUCUGAUGCAGUCCCCUCAACUGUGUGUUGGCAGAAAGGCAAGCUAGCUCAUUUUUAUUUUUACUGUUAUGUGGAUAGGAAGGGUUUAUGCUUGGAUGGUUUUACGAUAUUCACCGUUGAACCGGAUUUCUGCAGGGCUAUUGGAGGCAGCAACAACAUCGUCCGGUGUCAUGGUGUCGUGGAACUGCACGACGAGGUUUUGCUUGCUGGGAAGGGUUGGCCGUCGGAUGCUCCUCUCCUGCAUUUUGCCCUCUUUUGGUAAAGUAAGAAAAAGCAACGACACACACUAUACUAGCAUUGGCCUUUUCCUUUCGCUGGAGGAGACAGGUUAAAGUUUCUGAAGCUUUUCUUGGUCUUUGAGAGUGACUAGGACUAGUCUAGUUAGUCUUUUGAAGGCACAGUAUGCUACUGUGGAGAGGGUUUUAGGCUUUUAGCAUAGUUAGAACGCGUCGGUUGCUGCAUGAGGCUGAGGGCUGAGUGGAGUCGACUUGGGUAAUUAGUGUUCAAAAUGGGACAACUGAUAGAAAAGAAAAGGUGAUUGGAAUCUGCUUAAGUUCAAAAUCCGAAAGUGGGGAGGAAAGUUAUUCCCUUUUGAUUGUAAGAGUGGAUAGUCUUACGUACCUGCUCCACCCAAAUCCAUCCUCGACCCCUCCAAAAAGAGGACAAAGUUUAUGUAAUGCCAAAGGGCGAGGGGCAGAGCCAUUUCACCAUGAACAAUCCUCCUGUAACGUCCCUGUCAGAAUUGGGUAAUAGUCAUCACCCAGGGAAAGCCUAGA